Lagopus muta (rock ptarmigan) is the source of this 6216-nucleotide messenger RNA. RefSeq names its product integrin subunit alpha V (gene ITGAV). Gene Ontology annotation, cellular component: integrin complex; external side of plasma membrane. The transcript is spliced from 31 exons. Gene Ontology annotation, biological process: cell-cell adhesion; integrin-mediated signaling pathway; angiogenesis. The coding region runs from base 86 to 3190 and encodes 1034 amino acids. Gene Ontology annotation, molecular function: integrin binding. Lineage: Eukaryota; Metazoa; Chordata; Aves; Galliformes; Phasianidae. The record is from RefSeq and is a predicted model, not a curated record.
CGGCCCGCUCCUGCUCCUGCUCCCGCUCCCGCGCCGGCGCCGCCCUUUUCCUCCGCGCGGGGCCGGGCCGGGAGCGCCGCGGGCCAUGGCCGGGCUGCGGGCGCUGCUGCUGCUGGGCUGCGCGCUGACCGCCGCCCGCGCCUUCAACUUGGACGCCGAGCGGCCGGCCGUGUACUCGGGCGCCGAGGGCAGCUAUUUCGGCUUCGCCGUGGACUUCUUCGCUCCCGAUCCCUCCUCGAUAUUUCUUCUGGUGGGAGCUCCAAAAGCAAACACCUCCCAGCACAAUGUGGUAGAAGGGGGCCAGGUGCUGCAAUGUAACUGGAAUUCCAACAGGAACUGCCAGCCCAUCAUCUUCGACUCCACAGGCAACAGAGAUUUUGCUCCUGAUGAUCCACUGGAAUUUAAGUCUCAUCAGUGGUUUGGAGCAUCUGUGAGAUCCAAAAACGAUAAAAUUUUGGCUUGUGCCCCAUUGUAUCACUGGAGAACUGAAACAAAACAAGAGCGAGAGCCUGUGGGAACUUGUUACCUGCUUACUGGAUCCAAAUCUGUGGAAUAUGCACCCUGCAGGUCAACCACUAUUGAUGCAGAUGGGCAAGGAUUUUGUCAAGGUGGAUUUAGUAUUGACUUUACAAAGGGAGACAGAGUCCUGCUUGGAGGACCUGGCAGUUUUUACUGGCAAGGCCAGCUCAUUUCUGAUCGAGUGACAGAGAUUGUGGCUAAAUAUGACUCCAAAGUCUACAGUACAAAAUAUGACGACCAGUUAGCAACCAGACCUGCUAGUGCUGCUUUUGAUGACAGCUACUUGGGUUAUUCCGUGGCUGUUGGAGACUUCAGUGGUGAUGGCAUAGAAGACUUUGUAUCAGGAGUCCCAAGAGCAGCCAGAACUCUAGGCAUGGUGUCCAUCUACAAUGGGAAAAACAUGUCCUCCAUGUACAACUUCACUGGAGAGCAGAUGGCUGCCUAUUUUGGGUAUUCAGUGGCUGCCACAGAUAUCAAUGGGGACGAUUACACAGAUUUGUUUAUUGGAGCCCCACUCUUUAUGGAUCGAGGUUCUGAUGGGAAACUUCAAGAGGUUGGCCAAGUUUCCAUUUGUCUUCAAAGAGCCUCUGGAGGGUUUCAGAUCGCAAAGCUGAAUGGUUUUGAGAUAUUUGCAAGAUUUGGCAGUGCUAUUGCACCCCUGGGUGAUCUAGACCAGGAUGGCUUUAAUGAUAUUGCAGUAGCUGCACCGUACGGUGGAGAGGACAAGAGAGGACUUGUCUAUAUCUACAAUGGAAGAGCAACUGGUUUGAAUGCAGUCCCAUCUCAGAUUCUUGAAGGGCAGUGGGCUGCUCGUACUAUGCCACCCAGCUUUGGGUACUCACUGAAAGGAGCCACAGACGUGGACAAAAAUGGAUAUCCAGACUUGAUUGUUGGAGCCUUUGGUGUUGACACAGCUGUUUUGUAUAGGGCCAGACCAGUUAUUAGAGUGAAUGCUGCCCUGGAAGUUAAUCCAACCAUUCUAAACCCAGAAAACAAAGCCUGUUCACUGUCAGAUGUAAAAGUUUCAUGCUUCAAAGUAAAAUUCUGCUUAAAAGCAGAUGGCAAAGGAAAGCUCCCUAAUUCGCUCAAUUUCCAAGUGGAGCUGCUGUUGGAUAAACUGAAGCAAAAAGGAGCUAUAAGGAGAGCUCUCUUUCUCCACAGCAAACAGCCUAGCCAUUCCAAGAACAUGACUAUUACAAAGGGAGGCAAAAUGAAUUGUGAAGAACUUGAUGCUUUUCUGAGGGAUGAAUCUGAAUUUAGAGACAAAUUAACUCCCAUUACAAUUUUUAUGGAAUAUCGUCUUGAUUACAAAACAGCUGCAGAUGCAACAGGAUUGCAUCCUAUCCUCAAUCAGUUCACUCCUGCUAAUAUGAGCAGACAGGCACACAUCCUGUUGGAUUGUGGUGAGGAUAAUAUCUGCAAACCAAAGCUGGAGGUUUCAGUAAGAAGUGAUCAGAAGAAGAUCUACAUUGGUGAUGACAAUCCCUUAACGCUGACUGUCAGUGCAGAGAAUCAAGGGGAAGGAGCCUACGAAGCAGAACUCUUUGUCAUUGUUCCUCCCCAAGCAGAUUUCAUUGGUGUUGUUCGAAAUAAUGAGGCUUUAGCAAGAUUGUCAUGUGCAUUUAAAACUGAGAAUCAAACUCGCAUGGUGGUUUGUGACCUGGGAAAUCCCAUGAAAGCAGGAACUAAGCUAUUAGCUGGCCUGCGUUUCAGUGUGCACCAGCAAUCAGAAAUGGAUACCUCUGUAAAGUUCGACUUGCAAAUACGAAGUUCCAACCUGUUUGACAAUCUAAGUCCUGUAGCAUUCUAUCAGGUUGACCUUGCCAUUUCAGCAGCUGUUGAAAUUAGAGGCGUGUCAUCUCCUGAUCACAUAUUCCUUCCUAUUGCAAAUUGGCAGCCCAAGGAGAAUCCAGAAACAGAAGAUGAUAUAGGGCCUCUAGUUCAGCAUAUCUAUGAGCUGAGAAACAAUGGCCCGAGUGCUUUCAGCAAGGUGAUGAUGACUCUGCAGUGGCCUUACAAAUACAAAAACUAUACGCUGUUGUAUAUUGUUCAGUAUGACAUCGAUGGUCCCAUGAACUGCACUUCUGAUAUGGAGAUCAAUCCAUUGAAAAUUAAGAUUUCUGCUUCUAAAGAGGAUGAAAAGAAUGAAACAUUUAGCAGGGAAGAUAAUCGCAAUCAUCGUAUCAGUCGGAGAGAUUUAACUGCCAUUGAAGGAGACGUGCAAACCUUGGGCUGUGGAAAUGCUGAUUGUUUAAAGAUAGUCUGCCAAGUUGGCCACCUGGAAAGGGGGAAGAGUGCAAUACUGUAUUUAAAAUCACGACUUUGGACCCAAACUUUCAUGAACAAAGAAAAUCAGAAUCACUCCUAUUCCCUUAAAUCAUCUGCUUCGUUCAAUGUUAUAGAGUUCCCUUACAAGAACCUUUCUUUUGAAGAUAUUCACAAUUCCACAGUGGUUACUACAAAUAUUACAUGGGGCAUUCAACCACAGCCUAUGCCUGUGCCAGUGUGGGUUAUAAUUUUAGCUGUCCUAGCAGGAUUAUUGCUCUUGGCUGUUCUAGUGCUCGUUAUGUACAGGAUGGGCUUUUUCAAACGUGUGAGACCGCCUCAAGAAGAACAAGAAAGAGAACAGCUGCAACCACACGAGAAUGGGGAAGGAACAUCAGAAGCUUAAGCAGAGUUUUAUCUACUACUCGUGUGUCUAGGCACUAUAAGGAGAUGAGGAGAAAAGAAAAACAGCACAACAAAACAUGGUCAAGAUCUCUUCAGCUGAUGUGAAAGGGUUUUUGUAGCCCUGUUAAUGUCAUUGCUAACUAUGUCUUAAUUUUACUGUGGCAACUGGAAAAUCAUUUUGCUGUUCUUCAAGAUAAAGAGGUACAUUUCGUUGGUACAUGUACUGUAGCUAUGGACAACUUCUUCCAUUUAUUUAAGUUACAUAAACACUUAUUUAAACAAUUUUUAUUUUCCAACGUUCUAUUUGAGAAUAAAUGCAAGUAGUUACUUCUCCCAUAUCCAUUAAUUUCCACUUUGAUUGGUUAAAGAAAGAAAAGUAGCAUACAUAAAUGGAGCAUACGGAGAAUGUCAAUAGAUAUAACAUCCCAAAUUCACUUUCAAGUCAUGUUAUUCUUUCAGGAGGGUUCUGAAGAGACCACUUUUCUGAAGGGAUGUACAGGCAGUCUUUGAUUUUGCAUUUUAAACUUGAUAGUAUGGUUAAAGAAAACACAUGCACUUGUGUCACUAUAAAUUUUAUAGUGGCAUACAAGCAUUGAUGUAUUCUUAUAGCACAUAUUUUAGAGAGACGUUAAAACUUUCAAAUAAACGUAAAAAAUGUAUUUUGGAGUGAAAUUAAUGCCCUGGAGUCGAAACUAAUGCAAAUAAGAUGUAUACUGCAAGCAUUAAGAUGAAGCCACUAAAAAUACAGUAUCAAAUAAUUGUCUUAGCCUUCUUCUCAGAGAGUUACAUUUCAGAAGCAAAAUGUUUAUGUAUAUAGUAUCAGGAAUUACGUAAUUCUUUAGCCAAUGGAAACAUUAUCGAGUGCUAUGUCUUUUACAGUGAAAAAUGAAAUUCUGUAACUGCUCCAAUUUACAAUUAUUGCAGCAUCUCAUGAUGCAUAAUAGAGAGUGAUUUACAUUUAAAAAUGCAUAUUGUCUGGUAUAAUACCUGGCAAUAUUUAGAAAAUGUGAAGUGGAGGAUCUAACUGAAAGGUUGUUUCUCCCGAGAAACACUACCAAAUUGAGAUAGCUUUUGUCUAACCAUGACUGCAAAGUCAGACAUUUACUAACAUAAAUGGAAAUAUUUGAGAGAUGUUGACGGGGUUAGUACCAAGUUUAUCAUUUUACUUGUCCCACUGUUCUAAAUUGUGAUUGACGUGUGGAUCUUAGAUUCAUAUAAUGCUUAUGAAACUCUUAAGAAAGUUUAUUAUAUAUGUACUUUCUUAAAAAAAAAAAAAAAAAAAAAAGUUUAUUCCAAGCAAAGGCUUCAAUGUUUUUAUGUUUCUCAAUUUGUGUCUAUGGUUAAACAGCCAUUUAGCUAAACUCUCAUGAGUAUUUAGAAAAUAUUCUAGCUGUAAUCAGCAUGUUCUUGGUCCUUCAAAGGAUUCAUGUUGCACUUCAAUUUUCUGCAACACUUAGCUCUACUGAUGGUUAUCCCUAGGUCCUGAAGUAUUUAUCCCAUACCAUCCCAAAUAGUCAGCAAUGGAGCAACAUUACACUGCUGAAAAUCCAGUUAGUUUUUUUUUCUUUGGUCUAUAUCAAGCCACAGUCCAGUGAAAUGAUAGAAAACCUGACAUUCACUGCAGUUGCCUUUCAAUUAUACUCUUCACGUUUAAUGUUAAUGAGGAAGACAAAACAAAGGAGUUCAUGAAAUGAAAAUGGAAGUCCAGUAUAAAAAGUAGUUGGCAGACCACAGAUGAGCAUUACGGUGAAGGCAGAGUUCUUUGUUUGCUCACUUGAGUGAUGGGAUGAACCCAUAAGUAGUGGCAGUGGCCUUCAAUCACAAACAAAUGGCAUACAUUGGAGCAUGAUUCCAUGCUGAGCUCUACUGAUUCUCACAGAUGGGAGUGGGAUCUGAGCUCUUUGGUACAGAAUCUCUAGCUUCUCAUUCCCAAGUGCAAUAUACCAUGAUCAGAACUAGUUCACUGCCAAGAUGUCUGGUUUUGUUUGUCUAGGAAGGGAUGUAGCAUUUGUUGACUUGCAGCGGUCGAUAUUUUUCAAAACUUUAAUAAAACUAGUGUGAUGAAAUGAAAUGAUAAAUGAAUGGUGUAGCAAGAUGUUGAUCCACCCACAUUGGGUGAAACGAUGUAUAUUCUAACCUAUAUCCAUUACUAAAUGUUGAAUUAUUGAGAAUUGGUACAAUUUUCUUUAAGUCCACUCUUGAAAACGUGUCUAGAGUCUGUACAAUAAUGGGUUUGAGUCUGUAGUGCUACUGCUGUUUCAUAGAACGUUGGUCUUUUUUUUUCCAUUAUGUAAAAGUUUUCAGUAAUAACCCAAGGAACUUAGCAUUACAUGCAGUGACCUCUCCAGAUAUGCUUCAUUAAGAUUGAAUAACUUGACCUUUGGCUUUUGUAAAGAAAAUGAAGAAUUGAUGUAGCAUUUCAAAAUCUUCAAAAGCAUCUUCAAAAGAUGUUUUCAGGUUUAGGUGGCCCUUCCUAGUCCAGGAAGGCAACUGGUAUUUGCUAUGAUAUAAAUAUGUUGAAAAUGUAAGGUUGUAUUUCUUGGUAAUAGAAUUUUUUCAUUGAUUUCUUGCUCGUGCAUUAAAUCAUUAUAGCAUAGUUUGCACAGGCAGAAAAUUAACAUACUAAUGAGACUGCUGCAUUUUGGGUUUCUUAGUUAUGUAGUAAAUAUUUGUAAUGAAUGGGAAUAUUUUCAGUAACUAUGAACUUGUUUCCAAGGUCUUCGGUACAUUUAAAGAGAGCAAUAUACAUUUGAAGUCACCUUAUUUUUAUUAAAUUAUAAACCUUGAAAAAAAAAGUGGAUAUUAUAGCACAGUAAUUUUGUACUGAUAUCAAAAAUAGCUAUUAAGCUAUGGUUUACUUUUCAAUGCAUUCUUUUCAUCUUAAUUGAAAAUUGAUUUUUAUUGGGUUGUAUUUUUCUAUAUGUGUAUGCAAUUUCAAAAUAUUGUUGGAUAACCUGUUUGAAAAAAUGUAUUUUGAGUUGAUUUUGAUGUUAAGAAUUUUGGAAUAAAAUACCUCUUAACUAUCAU